Messenger RNA from Daphnia carinata, 1321 nucleotides. Its product is annotated as annexin B9-like. Gene Ontology annotation, cellular component: cytoplasm. Lineage: Eukaryota; Metazoa; Arthropoda; Branchiopoda; Diplostraca; Daphniidae. The record is from RefSeq and is a predicted model, not a curated record. Gene Ontology annotation, molecular function: calcium-dependent phospholipid binding; calcium ion binding. The transcript has 10 exons. Bases 266 to 1216 code for a protein of 316 amino acids.
GGCCUUUUCCCCAUCAUCUGUUUCCGGUCGUCACCGUUCGUUUUUUCCCGUUCCGUGGGUGUGAACGCACGAAAGCGUGAAGUGAAACACAGGUAUAGAAAGUUUGGUAUCGCUGCUAGUUGCAACUACACCAGUCGAUCGCCUGCAACGUUACAUUCUUCUCAGAAGAGCGGCUUCUCUGGUUCUACACCUGCUCAUUCUGGUGACUCAGUCACACUCAAGUAACUACACCACUUAUAGGACUCCCCAGGGCCAUACCAACCAAAUGGAACCGAACCUUCCUACCGUAUUUCCUGUUACAAUGUUCGAUGCCAAAGCCGACGCCGAUGCACUUCAUAAAGCAAUUGCUGGUUUAGGCACUGACGAAGAAUCUCUCACGACCAUUCUUUGCCAUCGAAGCAGUGAUCAACGCGCAGCAAUCAAUCUAGCUUACAAGACAAGCUAUCGCAUGGACUUAGAAUCGCAACUAAACUCCGAGUUAAGUGGUUCAUUUAGAGAUGUAAUGGUUGCCCUUUGCCUUCCGAAGGCGGAAUUCAUGGCGCGGGAAAUGUACGAAGCAAUGAGUGGAAUAGGAACUAGCGAAGGGAGGCUGAUUGAAAUACUUGGCAACGGAACUAACCAGGAGACGCGCGAAAUGAGCGCCGCGUAUCAACGAUUAUACGGUCAUCCCGUGCAAGAUGACAUAAAAGGUGAUACUUCUGGUGACUUUGAAUCGCUGCUUCUUUCACUGGUUCAGUGUCAAAGGGACGAGACGCAGAAGGCCGAUGUGGCACAAGCUAAAGUAGACGCCCAGCGUUUGUUUGAAGCCGGAGCGGCCAAACUGGGGACCGAUGAAAAAGUUUUUUAUUCUAUUCUAACAACUCGUAGCUGGGCUCAAUUACGUCAAAUUAUUGCCGAGUAUGAGAGUAUGCAUGACCACUCUUUGGAAAGUGCCGUGACAAGCGAGUUUUCCGCCAACGCUCAACGGGGUAUUUUAGAACUAUUGCAGUGUGUCCAAAAUCGACCGGCAUACCUCGCUGAGCGUUUGCACAAGGCUCUAAAAGGAUUAGGCACCAACGAUCGCAACCUUAUUCGUCUCAUCGUCAGCCGCUGCGAUGUUGAUCUGGGCAAUAUUAAAAGGGAGUACGAAAAAAAAUUCGGCACAAGUCUUCAAGCUGAUGUUUCGGAUGAUACGUCUGGUGACUAUAAAAAAGCUCUUUUAACUCUUAUUGGCUGAGAGCUAGAAAAAUAUUUGUGCACAGAAAACUGCUCUUCUAUAAACUAUAAUUAUAUUCAAAAUAAAUUAUAUUGGAAGGUAACAUAAAAAAGUGAUGGGCUCGAG